This is a messenger RNA of Caretta caretta (loggerhead turtle), 2369 nucleotides long. Its product is annotated as aquaporin AQPAe.a-like. NCBI's taxonomy places the organism in Eukaryota, Metazoa, Chordata, Testudines, Cheloniidae. The record is from RefSeq and is a predicted model, not a curated record. Gene Ontology annotation, biological process: water transport; transmembrane transport. Gene Ontology annotation, molecular function: water channel activity. Gene Ontology annotation, cellular component: plasma membrane.
AUGGCCAUCGGCGAGGACCUGCGGAGCCGUCGGUUCUGGUGCUCCCUGCUGGCGGAGGCGGCUGGCACCCUGAUCUUCGUCUGGCUGGUGCUGGGCGCCUCGUGCCCCAGCGGCCCCGGGCGCAUCACAGCCCCACCCGCACUGCAGCCGGCUCUGACGGCCGGGCUGGCGGCCCUGGGCCUGGCUCACUGCUUCGGCGAGGUCAGCGGGGCCCAGGCCAACCCGGCCCUCACCCUGGCCUUCCUCUGCACCCGCAAGCUGGAUGCCCUGCACGGAGCCGCCUACAUCCUGGCCCAGUGCCUGGGUGCCGUCCUGGCCUCGGCCGCCGUCUGCCUGGCGCUGCCCACUGCAGCUGCCAGCCACCUCGUCACCAGGGUGAGCAGCGAGGGGAACGCUGGGCAGGCGCUCGCCAUGGAGACCUUCUCCACCUUCCAGCUGGCCUUCACCAUCUUCGCCGUGGAGGACCAGCGGCGCCGAGGGGCGGGCGAGCCGGGCGGCCUGGCCAUCGGCUUCUCCGUGACGGCUGGAGCGCUGGCUGCGGGGACGUUCUCCGGGGGCAGCAUGAACCCAGCCAGAUCGCUGGGCCCAGCCGUCCUGACGGGCAUCUGGGACCAUCACUGGGUGUACUGGAUCGGCCCCUCGCUGGGCGCGGUGCUGGCUGGCCUCUCCUACGAGUUCCUCUUUGCCUCCAGCGCCUCCCGGGAGAAGCUGGUCGCCUGCCUGACCUGCCGGGACAUCGACAUUGUGGAGACGGCCAGCGUGUCCCACUCCUCUCUCUCCACCGCCCCGCAGGACACCGCCCGUGCCAAGCCACCCCGCAAGGGGGAGCAGCGCUGAGCCAGCAUGGCCUCCCCCACCCCGUCCUGCCCACCAAGGACCUGCCAGCCUCCUUGAGUGACCCCCACUGUCAUGAUCCAGCCCACCCUCACCCCACCUGCUAGCCCCACUGAGUGACCCCUACCCCCAGUGCUGCUCCAGCACCGGUACCAGCUGCACCCAGCAUCCACCGGUGGAGGCAGGAGACGGGCAAGACCAGGGCCAGUUCAGAUCAGAACCCACCACAUCUCAGUCCUGGGGCUCAGAGAAACAGGGCCACCGCUUUUGGACAGACAGCAUAGCCUGUGCAUAGAGUGGGGGGCUGGGAGCUAGGACUCCUGGGUUCGAUCCCUGGUUUUGAGAGGGGAGUGGCAUCUAGUGGUUAGAGCAGGGAGGGCUGGGAGCCAGGACUCCUGCGUUCUAUCUGCAGCAAUGCUACUCACUCAGUACGUGACUGGCUGCUUUCUGUGCCUCAGUUUCCCCCUCUCAAAAUGGCAGUGCCGCUCCCCUGACUCCUGGGGGGGCGCAAGGCACACUCUGUCCAUGCUGGCACCGUGAGAGGGUUCGUUGUGGGUGAGGAUAGCUCUGGCACGGUCCAUGCCCACAGCCCUGGUGCUGGCUGGGAGCCUAUCGGCUCCUCUGUACAGUUGAUCAUUAUUGGCAGGCUCCUGCUUGGCUCCCAGGCUGGCAGCGGUGGGUGGCAUAGCCCAGCCUGGUUCACCGCAUUGCUGUUCCUGCAGCCCCGUGGGGCACUGGGGCGCCCCAGACAGGGUGCCCCAAGGCAGCUGGGGCCAGGGCUGGGUGCUGCAGCCUGAUCGCUGGGCACCACACGGACCCCAUGGCCACCGAGCUCAAGGGCAAAACGGCCUCUGGCUUCGUGCCCCCCCAUUCGCAGUCUGGGUUUGCUCAUAGGUCUGGACCCUCCCCUGCCCCACAGAUACAGGCCACCCUGGCUACAGCAGUGCCCUCCCGCCCCCGGUUACUGCUGAUCGCCCCCAGAACAAGUCAGCGGCACCACUUGGGAACGGGGCUCACCCCGCUCUGGCUGCAGCCGGCCACUUGUUCUCAGUGUCCCCUGGGCCCGCCUGGAGCGACCUGCUCCAGGUGUGAUCCGUGGGGCAGAGGGCUCGGCAGGCCAGCGGGCCAAGGCAGGGCGGGGUCCAGUGCCUGGCAGCUGAAGCUGGAGGGGAAUGAACCGUCGGGACGGAUCGGGAGCUGCCCGGUAAUCAGGGACGGGCCUGGCGCCGGGGCGGUGCUGGAGGGAUGGGCCGGGUUAGUUUCACAAGGGGCUGGCUGGGAAAACAAGCAGGCUUGAGAUACCCCACGUCUCAGCAACCCCUUGGGCAGGGAGAGGGCCGGGAACGCAGGAGGGCGGAGGGGCUGAGGCAGGGGCUGGAAAGGGCACGUCGUCCGGGGGAAUCCGGCUGGCACCCGCAGAGCUGGGUGGCCGAACGAGCGGCAUGGCAGGGCCCGAGGGACAACAGCCGUGGGCGCGGCCUGGCAGUGGGUUUGACCCCCUUUCCCUCCACACGCUGUAGCUGCUGCUCCGAUUA